AGGCAACAAUGGCUUCCUCUGCAACAGCGCCAAACUCACUAUCCUUCUUCUCGUCUUCUCUCUUUCUCUCCUCCUCUCACCAAAUCCCUAGAAACUACAUUUCCGUCGCGAAACCCAGCUCCGGCAGAGUUUCAAAGCCUCUCUCCGUCGCAGCCCAGCUAGCGACUCUCCCCAUCUUCUCAUUCGAGGGAGAGAGGGUCGGAGAGACGUACCUAGACCUCAAAACCGCGCCGGAGGACACCGCCCGCGCCGUUGUCCACCGCGCAAUCGUGAACGACUUGCAGAACAAGCGGCGAGGAACGGCGUCGACGCUGACCCGCGGCGAAGUGCGCGGCGGUGGGAUAAAGCCUUACGCGCAGAAGAAAACCGGUAACGCUCGGCGAGGGUCCCAGAGGACGCCGCUGCGUCCCGGCGGAGGGGUGGUGUUCGGUCCGAAGCCGAGGGACUGGUCGAUAAAGAUCAACAGGAAGGAGAAGAGGCUGGCGAUAUCGACGGCGAUUUCGAGCGCGGCGUCGUCGGAAGGCGGAGCGAUAGUGGUGGAGGAGUUCGGGGAUAGGUUCGAGAAGCCGAAGACGAAGGACUUCUUGGCUGCGAUGAAGAGGUGGGGGCUGGAUCCGAAGGAGAAAGCGAUGUUCUUGAUGAUUGAUGUGGAGGAGAACGUCGCGAAGUCGGGAAGGAACAUCGGGACGCUGAGGAUGCUGACGCCUAGGACGUUGAAUCUGUUUGAUAUAUUGAACUCUGAUAAGCUUGUGCUGACUCCUGCGGCGGUGGAGUUUCUGAAUGCUAGGUACGGUGUUGAUUCGGAGAUUGACGAGGAAGAUGAGGAUGACGCGGAAGGGGCAGAGGAACCUGCGGAAUGAGCAAGGAGCUUAGAUCGAACUGGUGAAUGUGUAGCUUAUGAGUUUUUUCAACUUCUGUUUUUCUUUUUGUGGCGCAACAAGAGAAAAUGUUUAUUUAAAUCAGAUUCUUGUAAGAGAUCGUUCCCAUCUUCUUUCUCAUACAUGAGUUUAUGUGUUCAAGUCUCA
Messenger RNA from Brassica napus (rape), 1025 nucleotides. Its product is annotated as 50S ribosomal protein L4, chloroplastic. Lineage: Eukaryota; Viridiplantae; Streptophyta; Magnoliopsida; Brassicales; Brassicaceae. Gene Ontology annotation, cellular component: ribosome. The transcript has 2 exons. The record is from RefSeq and is a predicted model, not a curated record. Gene Ontology annotation, biological process: translation. Bases 9 to 860 code for a protein of 283 amino acids. Gene Ontology annotation, molecular function: structural constituent of ribosome.